Messenger RNA from Drosophila biarmipes, 603 nucleotides. RefSeq names its product craniofacial development protein 2-like. The record is from RefSeq and is a predicted model, not a curated record. Lineage: Eukaryota; Metazoa; Arthropoda; Insecta; Diptera; Drosophilidae. The coding region runs from base 1 to 603 and encodes 200 amino acids. The transcript is spliced from 3 exons.
AUGGAAGUCGCGAAAGACUUGUUGGAGACUAAGGUCAUACACUCUGACAACAGCAGACACGAACGCGGCAGCACCGCCAAUGUCAUUAACACAGCGGAGAUCGUUGACCACAAGGAUGAUAUCCAGGAUGUAAACAAGACCAUGAAGCUCAUAGAGAAGGACGUUGCUGUUAAGGAUGCAUUCUACGCGAGACUCGAGGACACAUACGACCGCUGCCCAGUCCACGACGGGAAGCUUAUCCUCGGGGACUUCAAUGCAAAGGUCGGUCGCGAACGCAUCUUUGACCCCACCGUCGGUCUAUUCAGCCUCCAUGAGACCACCUCGAACAACGGUCUCAGGCUGAUUGACUUCUCCGCGGCGCGAAACAUGGUAGUGAGUAGCACCAGAUUUCGGCACAUCGACAGCCACAACGCCACAUGGCUGUCCCCUGAUCAAAAGACGCGCAACCAGAUUGACCACGUUGUGAUAGACGGAAGGCAUGCCUCAAGCGUGAUGGACCUGCGUACGUUUCGUGGAGUCAACAUUGACUCGGACCGCCAUGUUGCCGCAUCCAAGAUACGCAUGCGGUUAUGCCGAGCGAAGAACAAAGGCCCCAUCACGUAA